UGCUUGGUUGUCUUGAGUGUUUGCCUGAAAGUUUUGUCAUUGAAUACUUGGUUCUUCCAGUGCCUGUAUACGGCUUGUUCAUCUGUGUUCCUCUUCUCAGCUGUUCUCGAGGCUAAAUUCUACACCGGCUUUUUGUGUGGCAGAUUUUAUCCUGAGCAGUAAACAAGUGCCAACGACGUUGUGGCACAGCACCCGAACUGCCAACUGUCCAUUCAACAUCUUUUAUACUUGGGUCUCUUGCUACAUUUAUCAGUCAGUCUAAGCAAGCAUGGAUUGCAAGGUGCUGUCCAUCCAGAGUCACGUUGUUAGGGGCUACGUUGGGAACAAGGCAGCUACGUUUCCAUUACAGGUGUUGGGAUUCGAAGUUGACACAGUGAACUCUGUCCAGUUUUCAAACCAUACAGGUUAUGCACACUGGAAAGGUCAAGUUUUGAAUGCUGAAGAGCUCCAUGUUUUGUAUGAAGGCCUAAAGCUCAAUAAUGUUAAUCACUAUGACUACGUCUUAACUGGUUAUACAAGAGAUAAGUCAUUCCUGGAAAUGGUGGUGGAUAUAGUUCAGGAGCUGAAGCAUCAGAAUCCAAAACUGGUGUAUGUGUGUGAUCCAGUUCUUGGUGACAAGUGGAAUGGCAAAGCCUCUAUGUACGUUCCAGAGGAUUUGCUGCCAGUUUACAGAUAUAAAGUUGUGCCCGUUUCAGAUAUUAUAACUCCCAAUCAGUAUGAAGCAGAAUUGCUCACGGGUAGAACAUUCAGCACUGAAAAGGAAGCUUUAGAGGUGAUGGACAUUUUACAUGCCAUGGGACCAGACACUGUGGUGAUAACUAGUUCAGAUUUACCAUCCCCACAUGGAAGCGACAACCUGAUUGCACUUGGGAGCCAAAUAAAAACUAAUUCUGAUGGUUCCAAGGUAAAAGAGAGAAUCCGACUGGAGGUGCCAAAAGUGGAUGCUGUCUUUGUUGGAACAGGAGACUUAUUUGCAGCCAUGCUUUUAGCCUGGACACAUCACCAUCCAAAUAAUUUGAAGGUAGCUUGUGAAAAGACAGUAUCUGCUAUGCAACAUGUUCUCCAGAGGACCAUCACAAGUGCAAAAGAGAUUGCAGGAAAAGGAAACAAACCAACUCCAGCCCAGUUAGAACUUCGUAUGGUACAAAGUAAACGGGACAUUGAAAAUCCAGGAACUAUAAUACAUGCAACAGUUCUAUAAGAGCUGUAGAGCUACUGAUCACGCACAAUAUGUGUAUGUCCUACGUUUUCCUUGUAAUGUGACGUUUGCCUUAGAUCUGUAACACCUGAUUUCCAUGAAACAGUGGCCAGCAAAGAUUGAAAUGGAUGGAUGAACAGCUGCUCUGAGCAUGAUCCAAGAAGGAAAAUGAAGCUGGAAUGCCGCAGACACCUCCCAGUAAUAUGUUACUGCAUUCUUCCCUGUGAGUCAAAAAUGCCCUCUGUUGUUGCUGCUGUGGUAUGCAGCAGUCCUACAAGUAUCACUUUUGAGGACCGAGUUUAACACAAACCCGAUGGCAUUCUUUAUUUUCUGGGUCAUUAAGGGGUUCUGUGUAGUCAACAAUGAUGAAGAUGAUUCUGGCAUGUGGAUAGGGCGAGGUGCACUAAUAGUACUGUGCAAGAUAGGUUAUCUUCUGGGACAGUGAUACCAGGCGGGAUGGUAUUUAAGAAAGCAGAUUUUAAACAUAAUUCCUAUAUGAAUCAGUGCACUGCAUUUAUUUUUAUUUAGUUUUAAUAAGUAAGAAUCUGUUGUAUGUGUUUUGGUUAUUGUGUAUGAAUUAUACUAUCAGUUAUAUAACAUACAGCUAGAACUUCAAGAAUGUAUUUUAUGCAAGUGUGUGUGUGUGUGUGUGUGUGUGUGUGU
Protopterus annectens (West African lungfish) is the source of this 1861-nucleotide messenger RNA. It is a transcript of the gene PDXK, whose product is annotated as pyridoxal kinase. The transcript is spliced from 11 exons. Gene Ontology annotation, biological process: pyridoxal 5'-phosphate salvage. Gene Ontology annotation, molecular function: pyridoxal kinase activity. Gene Ontology annotation, cellular component: cytosol. The record is from RefSeq and is a predicted model, not a curated record. The coding region runs from base 269 to 1201 and encodes 310 amino acids. Lineage: Eukaryota; Metazoa; Chordata; Ceratodontiformes; Protopteridae.